Lathyrus oleraceus (garden pea) is the source of this 861-nucleotide messenger RNA. RefSeq names its product ethylene-responsive transcription factor 12. Gene Ontology annotation, molecular function: DNA-binding transcription factor activity; DNA binding. The transcript has a single exon. Lineage: Eukaryota; Viridiplantae; Streptophyta; Magnoliopsida; Fabales; Fabaceae. The coding region runs from base 146 to 661 and encodes 171 amino acids. The record is from RefSeq and is a predicted model, not a curated record. Gene Ontology annotation, biological process: regulation of DNA-templated transcription.
CACAAAGUGAAAAACAUAAACCAAAGAGAUUCAACUUGGGGUGGUGCCGGCCAGCCGACAAUUACGGGAGCCAAUGUGGGUCCCAUCACUUUUAUAAACUCAAAUCACUUCUACACUUUCACUUCACAUCUUUCUUUUUCUGUUCAUGGCUUCUUCAUCUUCUUCUGCGAACCGUGAGGGACACUACAGAGGUGUUAGAAAGCGACCAUGGGGACGCUACGCUGCUGAGAUUCGUGAUCCCUGGAAGAAGACACGUGUUUGGUUGGGUACAUUUGAUACUCCUGAGGAAGCCGCGCUUGCUUACGACGGUGCCGCUCGUUCUCUCCGUGGAGCUAAAGCUAAAACCAACUUCCCUCCGGCUCCGGUAGCCGGCGGUCUUUGCCUCGACCUCAACGCUCCUUCUACUGAUCUCCGAUGGCCGCCAGUUCCUUCUCGCAGCUUAGUUCUCACUGAGUUUCUCCAAACCGGUGUUCUCAAGGAUUUCAACCCACCUCAGACCCCACCCAUCACUGCCGUCUCUGGACAGAGACGCAAUGAAGGUGGUCUUCCUGUAUCUGCCAGAGUUCAGAUGGUUGAGAACUCCCCAACGGCAGCUUACUUGGGACUUGUUAGACGUGGGAUCCCGAUUGACCUGAACGAACCUCCACCGUUGUGGCUAUGAAAAACCCUAGAAGUAAGUGUAGCGUAAAUGUGAUGCUCUGACGGCGUCGUUUUAGGUUCUCAUCUAAUUAGUCAAAUCUUUGUCUUUUUUUCUCCCUUAUUACCAUCAUAAUUAUCAUGAAGGGGAGUAUCUAUAUGUAAUGUAUCUAAGUCUAUCUAACAUUUUAGAAGAAAAAAAUGAAAUUUAGUAAGUUAUGAUAA